This is a messenger RNA of Amborella trichopoda, 2822 nucleotides long. RefSeq names its product subtilisin-like protease SBT2.6. The record is from RefSeq and is a predicted model, not a curated record. Lineage: Eukaryota; Viridiplantae; Streptophyta; Magnoliopsida; Amborellales; Amborellaceae. Gene Ontology annotation, molecular function: serine-type endopeptidase activity. Gene Ontology annotation, biological process: proteolysis.
GGCAAUACCUCUAAGCCUCCGUACAAAUGCAUCAAUCAUUCCCACCUUCCUCAUGAAUAUAUACAGAAACCUCUCUUCUCUCACUUGUCAUCCAAUGGAUAUCUCCUCUCUCCUCUUUCUUCUCUCUCUCUUCCAUCUUGUGUCAGCAAAGGUGUUCCUUGUCUUGAUGGAUGACGACCCAGUCAUCUCGUUUAAGACUUCCAAUGCCACCCUUGAGUAAUGAAGAUAUGAAAGUGUACAAGGAGAGUUUGAUAAGAAAACAUGAUUCGUUAUUGGAGUCCGUCCUCUCGGAUGUGACUUACACCAAACUCUACUCCUACAACCACCUCCUUAAUGGUUUCGCAUUCCACACCGACUCCCUUGAGGCACUAGAAAUGCUGCAAAGCACAAAAGGUGUCCGACUCAUUCAUGAAGAUUGCAAAGUAUCAAAAGCCACAACGCACACGCCAGAAUUCAUGGGAAUCCCGAUCAGUGUGUGGCCACAGUUUGGGGGAGCCCAGGAUUCCGGCAAAGGAGUGGUCAUAGGGAUGAUAGACACCGGUGUCAACCCCUCCCACCCCAGUUUCUCCACAGGCAAUACAACCUCUAAUAGUAGCAACCAUGGUCAUGAGACCACUAGUACUAGAAAGAUGAUCACUAGUGCAAGCAAUAUGAAUCAUGAAACCAGUAGUGAUAUAAGUGGAACCAACAUGAGCCAUGGUUUUAGAGGGAGGUGUGAGAUUGGAGAGGGGUUUCCUGAGAGUACAUGCAGUGGGAAGAUUGUAGGGGCACGAUAUUUUGCACGUGCGGCCAUCGCGGCUGGAGAUUUCAAUGCCACACGUGAUUAUGCCUCACCAUUUGAUGCAGAUGGCCAUGGGAGUCAUACGGCUUCAACAGCAGCUGGAAAUCAUGGUACUCCGGUGAUUGUAAGUGGGUUCAACUAUGGUGAAGCUAGUGGCAUGGCUCCUGGAGCUGGGAUUGCUGUCUACAAAGCAUUGUAUUCCUUUGGAGGUUACAUGGCCGAUGUCGUGGCUGCCGUUGAUCAGGCAGUCGAGGAUGGAGUUGAUAUAGUGAGCCUCUCUAUAGGGCCCUCGAGUGUCCCCCCCGGAUCCUCUGCCUUCCUCAAUGUUCUCGAGAUCGAGCUCCUCUUUGCUGCAAAAGCCGGUGUGAUGGUGGUUCAGGCAGCAGGAAAUGGCGGUCCCACCUCUAGUUCAAUUCUAUCCUUUAGUCCCUGGAUCACCACAGUCGCCGCCUCAAUUACCGAUCGCAAGUACAAUAAUUCCAUUGAGUUGGGCAAUGGCCAAAGGUUCCCCGGCACUGGCCUAGCACCUCCGACGCUGAGAAUGCUGCAUUUCCCAGUGGCAGCGGCAAUCGAUGUCAGUCAAAGUAACACAAGCUACAUAGCGGUUGAGAAUUGUCAGCACCCUGGAGCAUUCAUUCCUGUGCUAGCGAGGGGAAAGAUCAUCAUUUGCACCUACACUUUUGAAUUCGAGUUCGAAUCAGCGAGCAUAACGACGGUUGCCGAUACCAUGGAGAAGAUAGGAGCCGCAGGGUUCAUAAUCACUAUGGAUCCUGAUCUUGGUGCUAGCCAAGUCAAGGGCACCACUAUCACCAUGCAUGUCCCUGGGAUCAUAUUGAGCAAUAUGCAAGCAUCAGGGGCAUUGUGGGAGUACUACAAUGCAAACACUGUUCGUAGUCGCGAUGGUGGAGCCAUGUCAUUCGGUGCAACAGCGAGGAUUGGUGAUGGAAGGGAGGCAACAUUCACGGGACAAGCACCCAUCGUUGCAUCCUACUCCUCAAGAGGGCCCGACGUAAACAAUGCCCUUCUCCAAACAGCUGAUGUGCUUAAGCCAACCAUCAUGGCCCCUGGUUCCUCCAUUUGGGCAGCUUGGAGCCCCAAUAGUGAAGGAGAUCAAUAUGCUAAAGGACAAGAAUUCGCGCUCGUAUCUGGAACCAGUAUGGCUGCCCCACAUGUGGCCGGAGUGGCUGCCUUAAUCAAGCAGAAGCACCCGGACUGGAGCCCGGCCGCCAUAACCUCGGCCAUCAUGACCACAGCUACCGUUACCGACCACUCAGGGAACCCCAUACAGGCACAGAGGUCCAACCAGCUAAACACUGCCACACCAUUUGAUUUUGGAGCUGGUGCCCUGAACCCCACAAAAGCAAUAGACCCAGGCCUCAUAUUCGACACCAACUUCAAAAUGUACUUAAGGUUCUUAUGUUCAGUGCCGGGAGUGGAUGAUGACUCGGUGAGAAGAGCAGUAGGAGUGGGAUGUCCUUCUGAGGGGAAGUUUUUGUGCUCUGACCUUAACACGGCAAGCAUCACAGUAUCGAACCUCGUGGGUUCAAGAAGGGUGGUGAGGAAAGUGAAGAAUGUAGGUGCCGAGAGGGAGAGAUACAGGGUUCGAGUUCGAGAGCCCGAGGGGGUAGAAGUGGGAAUUGUGCCUACAAAGUUUGCAGUCAAUGUGAGCGCGACUAAGUCGAUCAGGAUCUUGCUCAAGGCGAUGGAGGCGACGAAUUCUUACACAUUCGGGGAGGUGGUGAUGGAGGGUGAUAAGGGCCAUGUGGUCAGGCUCCCUUUAGCUGUGUCUGUGACCAGUGCUUUGGGUUCGGGUGAGGCCUGAGACCGUGGUGUUUGGCUCCCAUUGCCAGUGAAUUAUGAAACUAUGGGAGUGUUUGGAUGAACGUUUUGUUUUUUUGUUAUUUGCCUUUUUUAUGGGAACCAAAACAAAGAAGAUAAAGAGUGAGGUUUUGUCUUUUUACCUUCCAACUUUCACCUUGUUUACUUAAACCUGUCAUCUGGCUUGUAGUGAAGUUGUGGAGUAGUGGCUUCUCUCCUUAAA